Messenger RNA from Gigantopelta aegis, 3712 nucleotides. Its product is annotated as G1/S-specific cyclin-E-like. The transcript is spliced from 11 exons. Lineage: Eukaryota; Metazoa; Mollusca; Gastropoda; Neomphalida; Peltospiridae. Gene Ontology annotation, biological process: regulation of cyclin-dependent protein serine/threonine kinase activity; G1/S transition of mitotic cell cycle. Gene Ontology annotation, cellular component: nucleus; centrosome; cyclin E1-CDK2 complex. The record is from RefSeq and is a predicted model, not a curated record. Bases 446 to 1735 code for a protein of 429 amino acids. Gene Ontology annotation, molecular function: cyclin-dependent protein serine/threonine kinase regulator activity.
UACUGCACGUUGUUACAAGAAAGUUUAAUGUUUACAUUUUAUUUUUGAGUUAUGUGUCAGUUUUUGUAUACCGCUAAUAUACAUCACUAAGCUGAUUGUGUUCAGCAUUUAUUUGUCUUCAAUUUGACAUGCAGCAAUCGAAAUGUUUUUAUCGAUGUUCUGUAUUUUUCAACUUUCUUCACACUGUCCCCCGAUUGUUUACAUUUUUUGUUAACAAAUAGGACUGUGUAUCUGACGGAUAGACCAUCGUUCUAAGUUGGAAAAUCGCUGCUUAAUUCGACCAUUAUAAAAAAUCAACAACCAGGUAUAGAGUACGAACAUUUUACAAGAAUUUAAUUUAAUUUUCCCGUUAAUAAUUGUGUUUCGCGCCGUAAAAUCGGAAGUCGGCCCACCGUUUGACGUUUUGAUCGGAGACCUCCGAAAGUUUAUCCUUAAAGUCGGGAUCAUGUCCAGAAAAAGUGCACGACUGCAAAGUCGGUCGAAACAACUUGAACCCGAGACAGUUACACGACCAAUCAUAUGCAGAAAACGAAAGGCAAUGGAGGACGAUGACUUAGAGAUUGAAGUUGCCAAACGAAGACAACAAUUCAAAAUACAAAAUCAAUGGAUACCAAUAUCUGAAGACUCAUCGGUGACGUCGUGUUCCAUCAUCCCAAACAAACCGUCGUGUACCGUGACGGAAAAACAGCAGACAUCUACGACAGAAUUCCCCAUUGGAGCCAAGUUCCGAUUUCAAAACUUUUUCACGAAUGUCACCUCGCGGUUAUCUCCGUUGCCCCGGUUCAGCUGGGCGGACUCUAAGGAGGUGUGGCAGCUAAUGCUGAAGAAGGAGGUGAUGUACGUGCGAGACUCCAGCAUGUUCGUCAGACACCCCGCACUGCAGGCCCGCAUGAGGGCUAUUCUAUUGGACUGGCUCACCGAAGUGUGCGAGGUCUACAGGUUACACAGAGAAUCUUUCUUUCUUGCUAUCGACUUCAUAGACCGGUACCUUUCCAAGAAGAGCAACGUUCUGAAACACCAUCUACAGCUGAUUGGAAUAUCGGCUUUAUUUAUUGCUGCUAAAUUAGAGGAAAUCUACCCCCCAAAACUUCAGGAUUUCGCAUAUGUCACUGAUGGUGCAUGUACGGAAGAAGAGAUUUUGGAUCAGGAAUUGAUAAUGCUCAAGGUGUUGAACUGGGACCUGGCACCGAUGACUGUCAACGCCUGGCUAUCCGUCUACCUCCAGGUGGCCAACAUGGAACAGAUGACGGAAUCUGAACAUGGCUUUGUGUUCCCACAAUUCUCAGCACAUUCUUUUAUUCAAAUAACGAGGCUGCUAGAUGUGUGUAUGUACGACAUCGGCUGUUUGAAGUUUUCAUACAGUGUUCUAGCGGCAUCUGCACUCUACCACAUGUCAUCUAAAGACAUCGCACUGGCUGUGUCAGGUUUCUUUUGGCAAGACAUUCUGCCAUGUGUACAAUGGAUGUCACCAUUCGCCAUAACGAUAAGAGAAACAGGUCCCAUAGAGGUGAAGUUUUUCCCCACUGUUCCGUCAGAAGACAGUCACAACAUUCAAACACACUGCGUCGACCUACAGCUGCUGGAAAAGGCUCAAAACCGACAAGAGGAAGUGAUGAAUGCCUCGCGUCGCAGCCCCGACAUCACAGCUCAAGUGAUAACCAUGCUGACACCGCCUUGCAGUGACGAGAAGCCUUCACAGACACAACAUUUCCACAUAGAAGAUGAAAUUGCCUGAACUCUACUUUAUUCACACACACAAUAUUCCCACAUACAUGAUGAAAUAAUCCUCUGAACCUGUUUGCAUUCACAUUUCCGCUUCUCAGAUAUACUUCGCAUAAUACACAUUGGCUGGUAGUCGCUGGAUUGAGUUAACUGGCUUUCCAUCAAACGAAAUCAACUCGAUUGGCUGUUGCCAUGAACUACAUAAAAUUGAUUGUCUUUUGCCAUGGACUACAUUACAAUGAUUGACUGUUCGUCAUGGAUUCUAUGAAGAUGGUUGGCUUUGAACCCUUGUUGGUGAUCAUUGUCCACAUGGAACAGUCUGCAUAGCUUGUAGACGAUGGUUCCACAGAUUCGUCUUUAUAAGCAUGCGUGGACUGUGAAAGAAUGGAAAAAGAACUGUUUUGGAAUCAACUGACAACACUUGAAUAAUACUUGAUAUUCCAGUCAGUGUCAUUGGAUAGCGAGCAGUCUGAUUUUCCUUUAAUGUUGCCAGCUUACCACAGAGUUAGUUUAUUAUUGUUAUAUGACAUUCCAAGAGGCGAAUGAAACAACAUUGAGAAAAACGUUACAGGCUGACAUAUUUGUUUACCCUCACAUUGCUGAAUAGAAACUGGUGUUUUACAAAUUGAACCUUAAUGAACGCAAACUGGUGUUUGUUUACAGAUUGAACCUCAAUGAAUGCAAACUGGUGGGUUUGUUUACAGAUUGAACCUCAAUGAAUGCAAACUGGUGGGUUUGUUUACAGAUUGAACCUCAAUGAAUGCAAACUGGUGGGUUUGUUUAUAAACUGAACCUCAAUGAAUGCAAACUGGUGGGUUUUGUGUUCGUUAACCUUGUGAAUGCCAUUUUGUGCAAUAUGACAAGUGGACGAAAGCUAGUCAAACAGCAAAAAAAAAAAAUGUUACUGCCAUUGGAAGAUGAUAUUUCUGCAAUUCCACCAUGUCCAUCUAGCAUGUGUUUUACUUAAAUGCCUACGCACACAGAAACUGAAAUAAUGUUACGGUGAUGAACAUUGCAUUGGUGUCAAGAUGGCAAGGUUAAAAAUGUAUAUGGAAACAUUUUUCUAAGACUGAAAUGUUUAAUUUAUCAGGUGACAUUUUCUUAAUGAACUGUUUGUGAAUGAAAUCAUAGUGUAUGUUUAGUUAUGAAUUGUAAUGAGCACAAAUAUAUAUAUAUAUAUAAUUUGUGGAACAUAACAACUUUAAUAGUGCUCAACAACUACUUGGGAUAGUAUUGUCCCACAACAAGAUCUGUUUAGUUAAACAGUCUUCAGUUGAAGAUAAUUUUAUUAUAUUACAUAGGGAAGUAUUAUCUUGAAAACAAGAUCUGUUUUGUAAAACUGUCUUCAUUUGAAGAUAAAUUUUAUUACUCUUGUUUGAGUCUGUAGGUCUGUUUCAUAAUUCACUGCCAUCUUAUACUUUCUCAUAGUUUAUUAUUAUUAUUUUUAUGAAGCAGAGUAGCAGAGAUUUAACUUUAAACAUUUUAAUUUAUUUUUGUAUUUGUAUUAUUUAAUAUUGUGACUUGGUACACAAGUUGCAAAAAAUAUUUAUGUAAGAGUGUUAUAUAAAUUUAAUUUCCCGUAUAAUAUCUGGAUAUGUACAUAAUCAUUUCAUCCAUGUAUUAAUAUUAUUAUUAUUGCGAUGAGGAAAAAUACACAUUUAUUCUUUUUAAUAUUUUGAUCUCAUACUUUUAACAAACCUGCACAUGGUGUAAUUUAUAUUUAAUUUUUAAAAUCUUAAGUAUAAUUACACAUUACUUUGAGACAAAUAAGAGCACAGGUUUUUAAAACUUUCAUUCAUCAUUUAGGAUUCCAAUUUGUGAUGUCAGUGUUAAUAAGACAAAUAGCACAUCCGCUUUCGUACUGUGGUAUUUGUACUGCAAGUAAUUUAUUUCUGAGCCGAUUGUUUUCUAAAUUGUACACGAAAAGUGAGGGUUUUGUUUGUGGGAGGGUGUUUUUUUUAAAGUUUUUUUUUUUUUUUUUUUUUUUUUU